Molecule: messenger RNA, 2494 nt
Organism: Paramecium octaurelia
Lineage: Eukaryota; Ciliophora; Oligohymenophorea; Peniculida; Parameciidae
Source: the annotation of a GenBank genome assembly
AUGAAAAAGAUUAAUGUUUUUGUAGUUCCUAUUCAUGGGACAGUUCUCUAUCCUUACUAAAACUUGAAACUCAGAUUAACAGAUUUGUAGUUCUAUGACGCCAAAGUAAAUAAUAACUAUGUCGCUAUUAUACCGGUUGUCGAUCAACAAAUCGAUGGGAUUCAAAGAAUUCAAAGAUUUAGUCAGUAUGGCACUUUGGUGAGACUGACAAGUGAAGACUAUACGUAUUAAUUUUAUCGACUAGCAUUAGUGUAUAUGCUUCAAAUAAAAUUUACCAAGCUUUUUCAUUUGCUAGAAUCAAAAUAGAUUCUAUAAUAAAAUCUACUCCCUAUUAUAUGAUUUCUGCAGAAGUUUUGAGUGAUGAAAUUGUUGAUGAAUAAACAUUAUGGAGCAGUUAAAUAAUCGACAAUUUAAAGGGAUUAGCCAAAGUAAGAAUUUUGGAUAAUUUUAGCAAUAUCUAGAAUAAUUCCAAAUGAAUCCAAGUCCAUAGUUCCUAUAAAUCAUAUAGGAAGAGAAAAAUAUCAAUAAGUUGUUCUUUAUGAUAGCCACUAAUGCUGACUUUCAUUAUAGUUAGAAACUCAAAUUAUUGUAGAUUGAUGAUCAUAACACAAAGAUCACUUUAUUGAUACAAUAUCUAAAAACUAAGGUUGAAGAGUUUGCUUAAACAAAAGCUCUGGAAUAGAAAGUAUCAAAGGAUCUCAUGCAAUAAAUGAAUAAAUAGGCAAGUAAAACUAAUAAUCAAUCUGCUAAUCUCCCAGGAUUUUCAUAUAAAAAAUAGAAGAAUAAUGAUAUUGAGAAGUUAUAAGCCAAAGUUAAAGAAGCCAAUUUACCAGAUCAUGUUAGAGAAAUUGUAGAGUAAGAAAUGUAAAAAAUAGAAAAAGGAUCUAUGGGAGUAGAUUCAAAUGUUACUAGGAAUUAUAUUGAUCUAAUACUUCAAUUACCAUGGAAUUAAUAAGUUGAAGAAACUUUGAGUAUUGAAAAAUGCAAAGAAACACUUGAUGCAGAUCACUUUGGAUUAACUAAAGUAAAAGAGAGAAUAUUAUAAUUCUUGGCUGUGAAGAAGUUAAGAAAGGAGAGGAAAAUAACUGAUUCCAAUGGUUAAGGAUCGAUAAUAUGUUUCUUCGGACCUCCUGGUGUUGGUAAAACUUCACUUGGUCAAAGUAUUGCCAAAUCUCUGAACCGUCCUUUUUAUAGAAUUGCCUUGGGUGGAGUAUCCGAUGAAGCACAAAUCAGAGGACAUAGACGUACUUAUGUUGGAGCAUUUCCAGGAUCCCUUAUUUAGGCUAUCAAAAAAGUGAAAUGCAAAAAUCCAGUGAUAUUAUUGGAUGAGAUUGACAAAUUGACAUCCAAUCAUAGAGGUGAUCCUAGUUCAGCCUUAUUGGAAGUCCUAGAUCCUGAGUAAAAUAGUCAUUUUAUGGACAAUUAUUUGAACAUUGAAUUUGAUUUAAGCGGUGUAUUAUUUAUAGCGACAGCCAAUCAAUUAGAAACUAUUCAACCAGCAUUAAGGGAUCGUUUAGAAUUAAUAGAAAUUGUUGGUUAUACAGUAAAAGAGAAAGUAGCUAUUGCUAACAACUAUUUGAUACCUAAAUAACUUUAAAAAAAUGGACUUGUAAAUGAAUAAGUUACGAUACCUUAGGAAAUUAUUCAUUCAAUAAUAAAAUAGCACACUAAUGAGGCAGGUGUCAGAUAAUUGGAAAGAGUGAUAGCGAAGAUUUAUAGAAAUAUUGCUCUUAAGUAUGUAACAGAUUAGUAAAAUUUCAAAACAAUCGUUGUAGAUUAGGAAGGUUUAAUAGAAAUCUUAGGUCCAUCUAUGCUUUCAGAUAAGCAUACAACUCCUUUGAUAUCUAUUCCUGGCGUAUGUAAAGGAUUGGCAUGGACUCCUGCAGGAGGGAAAGUAUUAAUGAUUGAAUCAGUGAAAAUGGAAGGCAAAGGAAAAUUUGAGAUUACUGGUAUGUUAGGAGAUGUAAUGAAGGAAAGCGUAAGAACAGCAAUUGGAUGGAUUAAAGCAUAUUGGCCAUAAAUUAAAAUGUUAAGCAAAUUAAACUCACAUGUUAAUUUCGAUGCUCUUGAUAUUCAUGUAAGUUAUAUUUAGAUUACAAUUAAAGAUUCAUUUCCCUGCUGGUGCAACACCAAAAGAUGGACCAUCAGCAGGAGUAGCCAUAACAACUGCGAUAGUAUCAUUACUAACAGGAUUGAAGGUUAAAAGUGAUAUUGCAAUGACAGGUGAAAUUACAUUGACAGGGAGAGUGUUACCAGUUGGAGGUAUAAAAGAGAAAAUUCUUGGAGCUUUUGAGAGUGGAAUAUUUAGGUAGAGACAUAUCUAAAUUCUAGUGUCAUAAUCCCGCAUAGGAAUAAGGCAAAUUUGAUAGAUGUGGAGGCUGAAAUAAGAGAGAAGAUGUCUAUUCAUUUGGUGAAGACUAUAGAUCAGGUACUUCAAAUAGCUUUGGAAGGGAAUGGUCCCAAUUUCAAAAUGAUUAAUUUAGCUAAUUUGUGA